Messenger RNA from Stegastes partitus (bicolor damselfish), 1598 nucleotides. RefSeq names its product presenilin associated, rhomboid-like b (gene parlb). The record is from RefSeq and is a predicted model, not a curated record. Gene Ontology annotation, cellular component: membrane. Lineage: Eukaryota; Metazoa; Chordata; Actinopteri; Pomacentridae. The coding region runs from base 7 to 1146 and encodes 379 amino acids. The transcript has 10 exons. Gene Ontology annotation, molecular function: serine-type endopeptidase activity.
UCCAACAUGGCGUGGAGGAGCUGCUCCGUCCUGCUCAGACUGACCGGAGAAGACGCGUUACGGAGCUCCGUCAGGGGCGGCAGCAGGUGGCCUCACAGCUUCCAGCAGCGAUGCGGCUUCAGGAAAGCAGCCAGAAAACCAGAAUCCAAGAAGGUGGAGGAGGAGUUAGGCCCCGCCCACACAGAGCUCUCUGAGGCCGGCGCCCACCGUCGGAGCCCCGCCCCCCACCUGGACCAGCAGGCCCCGCCCAGCUCGCCGCGGGCCUUCGGCCGGCUGCUCCGGCCGCUCGUCUUCACCGUGGGGUUUACAGGCUGCUCCUUCGGCUCGGCGGCCAUCUGGCAGUACGAGUCACUCAAGUCUCGAGUCCAGAGCUACUUCGACGAGCUCCGGGCCGACUGGCUGGAGAAAGUUCGGCCGCAGAAACGAGGAGACGUACGGAAGGAGAUCAACCAAUGGUGGCACAGCCUGAGUGAAGGUCAGAAGACGGUCACAGGGAUCAUCGCCGCCAACGCCGUCGUGUUCUGCUGCUGGAGGAUCCCGUCUCUGCAGCGCGUCAUGCUCAAGUACUUCACCGCUAAUCCUGCUUCCAGGACUCUCUGCUCCCCGAUGCUGCUCUCCACCUUCAGCCACUUCUCCUUCUUCCACAUGGCGGCCAACAUGUACGUCCUCUGGAGCUUCUCCACCAGCGCCGUGUCCAUGCUGGGCCGCGAGCAGUUCAUGGCCGUCUACCUGUCCGCAGGAGUUGUUUCUACGUUCUUCAGUUAUGUUUGUAAGACGGCGACGGGGAGGUUCGGUCCGUCUCUGGGAGCGUCCGGCGCCAUCAUGACCGUCCUGGCCGCCGUCUGCACCAAGAUGCCAGAAGCCAAGCUGGCCAUCGUCUUCUUCCCCAUGUUCACCUUCAGCGCCGCCAACGCGCUGAAGGCCAUCGUCGCCUUGGAUACGGCAGGUCUGCUGCUGGGAUGGCGGUUCUUCGACCACGCCGCCCACCUGGGCGGAGCCUUGUUUGGCAUAUGGUACAUCCUCUUCGGCCACGAGUGGAUCUGGAAGAACCGAGAACCUUUCGUCAAACUUUGGCACGACCUGAGAACUGGAGGCGGCCGAGGAGGAGGAGGAGGAGGAGGAGGAGACCGAGGAGGCUCCUUUUAGGACUGAUGAGGAAAUAAAAACCUGUAAAGAUGUAAAAAAUGUACAGACAGAAGCACAGCAGGCUCCCAGGAGACGGCUGGGAGGCUGGAUCACAGCAAACCUUCUCGUUUGUGUCACGAGAAACUGUUUAUGGAGGAAGACGGAGAGAACUUCACCCAAAAACACUUCUUAACAAUCAAUCAGUUGAUUAUUUGGCCAAAAAAAGUCAAUUUGUAGCCUCAACCCCCCCAAAGAAUUCCUGUUUAUUGAUAAAUCUUCACUGAUCAAGUGAUUUAUUCAUGUUUUAUGUCGGUCGAUCGGUUCUGAGCAGAUUUAAAAACCACUAAAUGUGAUAUUUAUUGUUGAGGAGGAACAGAACUCACAGUAUUUGGACACAAACUCCUCUCGUUUGUCUUUGGGUUUAUUUAUGUUUGUUGCUUUUCUUUCGAAUAAAACUGUUAAAUGAUCCAGAA